GCCGUGUAAUCUGAAGCAGCAUCGCAUACAACGAAAUGAGACAACGACGUCGUUCUAGUGAGUUACGCUUACGCUAUACAUAAUCCCUCUCAAAUCGUGCUGCUGAAAUAGUGAAUUUCCAGUCCCUGUCGUUAAGCACCCAGGCAUCGAUCCACGAGCAAUGGAAACUGGAGAAGAAGCUCAGCUUCGGAGACACAGUCAUCCAACCAAUGCAGAAAUUUUGAUCACUCGACCAGAACUCAAUCCAUCGUCCACAUGUCCCGAAUCAACACCUGACCUAGAUGAACCCAACCUCACCGAGUCCAAACCCGCUUUGAACCAUAGCCAGAUCUUCAAGGCUCUGGAAGUCGUCGAGAGGGAUUCUCUGGCCAUCGCCGAGAGCUUCACCAGUCUCUUCGCUUCUCUUCGCUUGGCUCUAUCCGAGGUUACUAGCAACUCGGUUGAUCAUAUGGACUGUUUUAGUGACGCUUCUGGCCGUCUUCAAGAAUCGGUGCUCGAUGCUGCAACAAAGGGAAAUCGGUAUAUAAAUUCGUGUCUCAGAUUAAAUGAGGAAAUGAAGGGUAUUGAUAGCUUAGCUGCUCAACUAAAGAUCCUGAGGAGAAAUGUGGAUAUGCUGGACACGGCUGUGAACAGGCUUCUCCGAUUUCCAUGAUGCAUAGCUGCUGAACUAAUUGGUUGUCACUUGGGACUUCUAAUACAACUUCGCUUAUAUUCAGCGCAACUUUUGUUUGAGAAGUUUCAAGUUGCCUGGUAAGGUAGUUUGUAUAUAACUCUGGCUGAACAUCUGAAGCUAUAGUUUGUUGACUAUUUCAAUUGUGUUUAAGAUAUUUCUUACAUUGCGCUUCAGUUAUGGGUUCAAGAACAACUGUUUUGUAUCGUAGGAUGAAUUUAAAUUAUGCACAUGUUUUCUGCCAAGUAAUGCAUUGGCAUUCUGGAUUGACCUCUUCA
Molecule: messenger RNA, 948 nt
Organism: Manihot esculenta (cassava)
Lineage: Eukaryota; Viridiplantae; Streptophyta; Magnoliopsida; Malpighiales; Euphorbiaceae
Exons: 5
Coding region: 161-652 (163 amino acids)
Source: RefSeq, a predicted model, not a curated record